AUGGAGGAGAAUAAGAGUUAUUGUGUAACAGGAGGGACAGGCUUCAUAGGCACAUGGCUCAUUAAAUCACUCCUUCAAAUGGGCUACAAGGUCCAUGCUGCUGUGCGCCAUCCUGAGAAGUCAUCACAUCUAUUGAAGUUGGGUGAGGGCAGUGAGAUGCUAAGAUUGUUCAAAGCUGAUUUAAGAGAAGAAGGAAGCUUUGAUGAAGCAAUGAGAGGUUGCACUGGACUAUUCCAUGUUGCUGCACCCAUGGAAUUCUGCCCACAAGCCACAGAAAAUGUUGAGAGCUAUGUUCAAGAAAAUAUGAUAGAGCCAGCAAUCCAGGGGACCUUGAAUGUUCUGAAAUCCUGCUUGAAAUCCAAUUCUGUAAAAAAAGUUGUUUUCACAUCAUCAAUCAGCACAAUCACAGCCAGAGACAACUUUGGGAAAUGGAGACCUUUUGUCGAUGAAUCUUGCAAAAUACCUAUCCAACAUGUUAAGAACACAAAACCAAGUGGUUGGGUUUAUGUACUACUAAAGGUUUUGACAGAGGAUGCAGCAUUUCAGUUUGCAAAAGAAAAUGGCAUUGAUUUGGUUUCAACAAUAACACCAACUAUAGCUGGUCCAUUCCUCACUCCAACAGUUCCAUCAAGCAUUCGAGUUCUCUUGUCACCAAUAACAGGUGAUCCUGAACUGUCAGCUAUACUGACUGCUGUGAACACAAGAAUGGGAUCAAUAGCAUUAGCUCAUAUAGAGGAUAUAUGUCGUGCCCACAUAUUCCUCAUGGAGAAUAUUAAAGCAGAAGGACGAUAUAUAUGUUGUGCUCGGAGUUGGGCAAUGUCUGAAGUUAUCGAUCACCUUAAAAAAGAGUAUCCUUACCCUGCUAUAGAGAGGCAAGAUCAUGACGGAGGACAUGAUUCAGUAAUCCCCUCAGAGAUUUCAUCAAAGAAAUUGAGAGCUCUGGGAUUUUCUUUCAAGUAUGAAAUCAAUGAUAUCGUACGAGAUACAAUUAGUAGUUGUAUACAUCAUGGCUUCUUUGCCUCUAUUCAAAAGUAAGAAUUGCAAAUUUGUGUUCCAAUUACGAAUACCUUUCUCAGUUGGAAACGGAUUUUUCAACUUUUAUUGUUCUCUGAAUCCCUUUGUGAGUUGGAAACGGAUUUUUCAACUUGUU
Solanum verrucosum is the source of this 1150-nucleotide messenger RNA. Its product is annotated as putative anthocyanidin reductase. The transcript is spliced from 6 exons. Lineage: Eukaryota; Viridiplantae; Streptophyta; Magnoliopsida; Solanales; Solanaceae. Bases 1 to 1035 code for a protein of 344 amino acids. Gene Ontology annotation, molecular function: oxidoreductase activity, acting on the CH-OH group of donors, NAD or NADP as acceptor. The record is from RefSeq and is a predicted model, not a curated record.